Molecule: messenger RNA, 3674 nt
Organism: Carassius auratus (goldfish)
Lineage: Eukaryota; Metazoa; Chordata; Actinopteri; Cypriniformes; Cyprinidae
Product: asporin-like
Exons: 8
Coding region: 1460-2572 (370 amino acids)
Molecular function (GO): protein binding
Source: RefSeq, a predicted model, not a curated record
AUCGCGAUUUGUUUAGCAUCUCAACCGAUCUGAAUCGUCACAUAUUUAAAUCGAUUUUCAACCGGCUCGCGUUUAAUCGUUAAAUCCCUAAUAUACAGGCAUACUAAUAAAAAUAAAAAGAAACUUUAGUCAUGUCAGUAUUUAUAUGGCAAAUUCACUUGUGUAACAUUAAAACUUGAAAUAAUUUUUUUUACCCCAUUGGUAAAGAAUUCAUUUUAAGGUUUAUGCUUGAAACUAAUAAAAAACAGUGGAGUGAGAAAAAGAAAUGUAAAGCAGCAAAGCCAACAUUUCUCAAGGCCGCACAAGUUUUUUCAAGGUCGAUAUAUUUCCAACAUGGUUCUGCACGUCAUGACAUUACAACAAAUAAAACUGAGGACAUGAAAGACAAAGAAUUAGAGAAAGACUGAGGGAAAUUAUUGGUAUUUUAAACAUGUAAGUACACAUUUCUACCUUUCCUGAACCGGUUCACCCUCACAUGUAGUGUCGGUAAUAGUAUCUACAUCCUUUUAAAUGAAGGCACCAACUCCACACGCCACAAACAUUUAUUGGUUUGAGGUUGGUUAUCAUUUCGGAAGGAAUGCAGGCCAGUGAGACUCAGGAGAAUGAAGGGAGAAACUUUGAAACAUAGGAACUUCCAUCAUCUCAAAACCCAAGCAUAUGUGGCGCCAGCAGUACUGCCCCGUGAUUGAGAGGGGUCUCGUUUUGUGCUGCUGUAAGCAAACAGCACCGUCAAGUCUGGAAAAGCUAUUAUCCAACAUUUAGGUUUAGAUUAAAGGUCCCCCAUGACUUGGGAUUUACGAGACGUUGUACCAUAAACGCUGAUUCAAAGAACAAUUUAUUCAAGAUAACGAGCAUUUCUCUUCCUAAAAAGUGAAUGAUGUCAUUUGUAAUGUCUAACAAUUUGAGUUGAUGUUUUUUUUUUUAUAUAUUUCCCAAUAUAAUUUAAGGAUAAAAAGAGAAAAGCUGUUUUCAACUAGCAUUUUAUAUCACUAUCAAGCCAUUACAUCUCAAGAUUGAUGUUAUAUCUAAAAAUAGAAGGACAGAGAUUAUGCAAUAUUAUGCACGCUGAAAUAUUUCAAUGCAUCAAAAUUCAUAUAAAAUUGAGACCACCCAUUGGCGAUGUCAAGAGUGAGGAUAUCCCACACUGGCCAUUGAAAAUUUAGCCGGACAAAACUGGCUAAGUUUCAAGAGCUGAUGAGAAACAUACGGCGGGUAACAAUGAGUGUUCAGUGCUAGUUAAGCAUCCAGCAGAGCUGCGUAGCGUUCCUUCCCCUUAUUCCCAGUCUGCUCCUCGAACCAGCAGCAUCUUUUCCAUCCUCAUUCAUUCAAGGAUCUGCUUUGACGAGUCUUCUCUCCACCUUUCGGCUUUUGUGCACGCUGCAUUUAAGGACCAAAUCUUACUUGAAGAAGGAUUACACAGAUUCAACAGGGCUAAACCAUUUCUGACUGGAGCUGCACAAUGAAGGUGCUUUUCCUACUCUCUCUGCUGACGUUAUGUCACACGAAACCAUACACGCCGAUCAAUGUCAUGGAUUUCAUCAAGCAUCAUGACAUCAUGCAACAAGAUGCGGCUGACUAUGAUGAUGACGACGAUGAUGAUGAUGACGACGAUGACCAUUACGACAGUUACGAUGAUAACUUUGUUUCGGACUGUCCUGAAGGGUGUCGGUGCUCAAAGAGAGUUCUGCAGUGUUCAGAUCAGGGUCUGACCAAGGUGCCAAAGGACAUUCCCUCAAACACAUUGCUGCUCGAUCUCCAAAACAAUGACAUCACAGAAAUCAAGGAAGAUGAUUUCAAAGGCUUGGAUAAUCUCUAUGCCCUGUUUCUGCUCAAUAACCAGAUAUCAAAAAUUCACCCAAAGGCCUUUCGCAACACGAACAAACUCAAGAUUCUCCACCUGUCGUACAACCUGCUGACGCAAACGCCCGAGAACCUUCCCAGCGGCAUUCAAUCACUGCGUCUGCACGACAACAAGAUCAGCAGACUCCCCAAAGGAGCGUUUAGAGGAAUGCAAGACCUAAACGUUUUAGAACUGAGUGCAAAUCCAAUUGCAAACAGCGGGAUUGAGCCAGGGGCUUUUGACGACAUGGCGACUCAAUACUUGAGAAUAGCUGAAGCAAGGCUUACAGCUAUCCCUAAAGAUCUGCCAUCUUCCCUCACUGAACUUCACUUGGACUAUAACAAGAUUGCCAAAGUGGAGUCGGAGGAUUUUUUGAGAUUAAAAAGCCUCCAAAGGUUGUGGCUUGACUUCAAUCAGAUCAAGUACGUGGAGAACGGAAGCUUCGCAGCCAAUACCAAAGUCAGAGAAAUCCACCUGGAUAACAAUAAACUGAAGAAGGUUCCUCCGGGCUUGAACAACCUGAAAUAUCUGCAGGUGGUGUACUUACAUGCCAACAGCAUCACUUCGGUUGGAGUGAAUGACUUUUGCCCGACGAGAACCCGGGUUAAGAAAGCCCUUUACACUAGGAUCAGUUUAUAUGCAAAUCCAGUGAAAUACUGGGAGAUUCAGCCACCCAGUUUUCGGUGCGUUUCCAGCCACAAUUCUGUGCAGCUGGGAAACCACAGAAAGUGAGCGAAAGCAUCAACAUCUUGCCACUGGAGGGCAGCAUUAUAAUAUUAUCGUUUCGUGUCCUCUCGGUGAUGCACAGGACGUAAUUUAUCCAAAAUCCAAGAGUAUCCUCGGUGAUAUACAGACUCGUUACUUGAAUUUGGUGAGGAUUUCAAACACUUUGUUUACAUUGAAAUCUUUUCGACUUUAGAAAGACAGAAGAGCGGUUUUAAUUGCAUAUUUUUUAGAUCAGGUGCUAAAUAAAUUUGUAGCCAUGUAUUAAAGGUCUCCAAUUCAUUUUUGUUUAUAAAGGGUACAACUGUUUAGAAACAAAGAACAAUAAAUCAAAUUUACAAGGCCAGUUUGUUUACUAUUUUACUUCUUGUAUUUUAGAGAACGGGCAUUAUUCACAUGGUGCUUAUUCACGGUUUUAGUGAUAACAGCUAAUUAAUAUUGCAUGCUGAAUUUGCAUUAUAUAACUUUUUAUUCUCUGAAAAUAAAAUACUGGACAUGGACAUUCUUGACAGAUCACAGAAAUGAUGAAAAAUUGAUCUGUAUGGACAACAGGGUUGGUUUCGGUUUACACUGACAUCUGCAAAUCUGUUCUUGCAGCAAGUGUUUUCUUAGCCAGCGGUGCGGUGUUAUUCGUUUCCAAUUCAGAUAUUGUUGUUUCUUUAGAAAAAAUAAAGAAAAAUACAACAGUACUGUACAUCUGGUUGGCCUCAGAAUGUGUACAUCUGUCUGGCAAUAAGUCCAAAAAAAAAACAAAAAAACUGCAGAUGGAGACUUGGGAAUACUGGGUUUAAUACAGCCAGGCGAUAGCAAUGUGUGUUGAAAUAAGGUUUAUUUAUUAUGUUUAACUAGGGCUGCUCGAUUAUGGCAAAAAUCAUAAUCAUGAUUAUUUAGGUCAAUAUUGUAAUCACGAUUAUUUAACACGAUUAUGAGUGGGCCAUAUGACUAAAACUUAGUGAACUAAAACUAUGUGAGUGAUUUAUUUAAAGAUAGCAAUAUAUAUAUCAAAGAUAGCUAUGACUAGGGCUGCACGAUAUUGGGGAAAAAUGACAUUGCAUCUGCGAUAUAUAUUGCGAUAUGAAAUCUAAUCAAUUUUUUUCUUACAAAGAAAAAU